GGCCGAAUGCCGCCGAAUUGUUUUUCCCUGGCCCACCGGUCCACGAAACGUUCUCUUCCCGCACACAAGUAGCGAUUGGGAAAAGAAGAGGGCGAGCACACACAAGGGAGGCGACCGACGGCGGCUGGCGGCGCAGGGUAUUGAAUUACUGUUAGGAACGAUUGAAGCGAAAGACUCCCAUCAGGAAGAACAGGAAAAAAAGAGAGGGUGUUUUCUUAGAGAUGGAGGUGCCGGCUGCGAGAGUAGCGACGGCAAAGGAGGUAGAGAAGAAGGUGGAGCUUAUGAAGGAGGUAAGAGCACGCGAAGUGGCAAUCGGCGAGCUCAACAAUCUGCCUCCCUCUCGGGCCGCGUACCAGAAGACCUGCAACAUCUUCUUCCGCAAGAACAUCAAAACAGCAGUCAUAUCCGAACAGAAGCAACUUGAUCUGGCAAAGGCUCGGCUGCAGAAGCUCGAUCAGGCCUGAAAGUUCACUACACAAUCAAGCCUUCAGAAUUACAAAAUGCUGCUUCAAUCCCACCUUCGAAAAUCCUCUCACUGAACUUCUGUUGUUGUUAAGCUGGCGCACAACUUGUAGUAGCUUUUCCGUGUAGGGAUGUGAUCAGAAGUUGGUUCAUAGCUUAUGUGGCUCAGCUUAAAGUUCGUCGCUGAAUGAGGGAUGGAUCAGUAACUGCAGUGUCACUAUAUGUGUGCUUUUAAAAUUAAUCUAACGUCUUGCCAAUUGCCACCAAGUGACUUUUUAUUCCGAUAGGCCAGUUUGUUAUUUCAUGUUUCCAGCACGGCAUGAUAUUUGUGUCAUUAAGUGUUGGCGCAUCGGUAUUCGGUGCUGAUGGAUGUGCUGAACCAAAGCAGUAUCAAAUAUAAACCGACUAAAAAUUCAGACUUAUGUAGUAGUACUGUGUUAUAGUCGCAAAAAAUAGAGAUUUCUGGAAUAUUAUUAAACAUGAUAUCAAGCUACUGUUUGGUCAAUUUUUCGACAAUUCCUUGCAGCUUGAGAGAAUUAAUAGAUCCUUUAUGAUCUUAUUAAGGAAAAAGGAAAAUGACAACUCACCAGGUUCUUUUAGACCUAUCUCUCUCCUUAAUUGUCUCGUCAAGUGGAUCACCAAAGUUCUAGCUGCAAGACUUCAGACUCUGAUUCCUAAGCUGAUUGAUUUAGACCAAUCGGGCUUGUGAAAACUAGAUGCAUUGCAGACAAUUUUGUUUAUGCUAUGGAUCUAGUUCAAACCUGCAAAUUGAGAAAGAAGAAAGCUAUGAUUUUGAACUUGAUUUUAGUAAAGCUUUUGAUACCAUCUCUUGGGAUGCUCUUUUUCAAAUUCUUAGUAUCAGAGGUUUUACUGAGAAAUGGAUCCAAUGGAUAAAAAGCUUCUUAGCUCAGCUAAAACUGCAGUAAUUCUCAAUGGCGUUCCUGGAAAUUGGAUUGAUCUAAAAAGGGGUCUAAGGCAGGGUGACCCCCUAUCACCUCUGCUUUUCCUCUUGGUAGUAGAUGUUUUACAACAAUUGAUCAGAAAUUUUGCUAUGGCCGGUGACCUCAAGCAUCCUAUUUUCCCCGAUCAACCAUGCCCUGUACUACAGUAUGCGGAUGAUACGCUAAUUGUUAUGCAAGCUGACCCGACUCGAGCCAAAUUACUGCGGGAAAUCCUCGAUGCUUUUGCAAGAUUCUCUGGUCUGAAAAUUAACUUCACCAAAUCGACCUUUGUGUCCAUUAAUCUCUCCAAGGAGGAGAGCUUGGAAAUUUCCUCGAUUCUAAGUUGCCUGGUUGCUACCUUUCCCCAACUUACUUGAGGCUCCCUCUUUCUGAAUAAAUGCCUUUCAGGCUCCUCUAUGAACUUUCUCUCCAAAGGUGGAAGAUUGACACUAACAAAUUCUCAGCGCUCCCACUAUUUUACAUCUCUUGCAUCAAGCUUCCCAAGUGGGUAAUCAAGAGCAUUGAUAAACUUCGUCAUUCUUUUUUCGGGAAAGGAAAGAACAAGGUUAGUGGCAGUGAUUGUUUAGUGGCUUGGGAUAAACUCUGUCGUCCCAUCAAUGAAGGAGGUUUAAACAUCAAAAAUCUUGCUAUUCAAAACUCUUGCCUCUUGACUAAAUUAUACACAGGCUUAUGUCUAAUCAGAAUUCUUCUUGGGCGGCGUGGGUCAAAAAAGCUCAUUAUAGUAACAAAGACUUUGGCGACAGUCUCAAAAAGACAAGUGCUAUUUGGAAACAAAUCAGUUCUUACAUUGCUUUGUACAGGGAUCUCACUUCUGUCAAUGUGGGGGGAGGGGACACCGUCUCUUUUUGGCAUGAUACUUGGUUGACAAAAGGCACUCUUUCAAGCUUAUUCCCAGCUCUCUUCUCACAUGCUCUUCGUCUGAAUAUCUCUGUCAGAGAUUGUGUUAACAAUGGGCUUUGGGAAAUCCCACUGCGUUAUCUCACUUCGGCUAGAGCUACUUGUGAACUACAUGAUCUCACGCUAAUGUUGAAUGGAUGCCAUCUCUCUCCUGAUACUUCAGAUCUACGUAUUUGGAGGCUUGAUCAUUCUCAACCUUUCUCUGUCCGAGGUGUAUAUCAACUGACAAACUUUGGUGGAAUUCUGGACAACGCUUCCAUGGCGGUGUGGCAAAGCUUUGCACCAAAGAAAUGUAAAUUUUUUGCUUGGUUAAUGAUCAAAGGAAGGAUUAAAGUCAGGACUACACUUCAUCUACAAGGUGUGAUUGAUUCUGAUGCUUGUCCAUUUGAAUGUGGUAAUUCUGAAUCUGUUCGACAUCUUGCAACCUCUUGUCCACGAGCUAUUCAUAUUUGGCAGUCCCUGGGUCUACCUUUCCAGGCCGGCUGUGAUGUUCAUGAUAUUUUCACCUCGGUGAAAGAUCUCAUUCCGUCAGCUUGGCUUCAUGUCUGGGAUACAGUGGCAGUGACGAUUCUUUGGAACUUAUGGUUGGGCAGAAAUCGUAAAGUUUUCGACAACAUUCGAUAUACUGUUCCCAUGGUGGUUCAACAAUGUCGGGAUACUCUGAAGUUAUGGACUGUCCGAAUGACGAAGAUGGAGAAGCAGGCAGCGCAACUUCUGAUCGAAUCAUGGCCAGAUUAGAUGGUUAGGUUGCAUGUUGUAAUUUUAUUUUUAUUCUCAUGUUCCUCCUGAUCCCCUGUACAAACUCCUUUCUAAUGCCGUUCUGGUUCUGUUUUAUAAAAUUAAGGUAGGGGGCUCCCGUUCCGUUUGGCUCAAAAAUAAAUAGUCGCAAAAAUGUAAUGACAUAAUAAAUAUACACAGAGUAGCAACGCGCUGAGUAACUAAAGCGUGACAGGCUAAAACUUUGCUAGCA
Brachypodium distachyon (stiff brome) is the source of this 3291-nucleotide messenger RNA. RefSeq lists its product as uncharacterized. The transcript is spliced from 6 exons. The coding region runs from base 2094 to 3059 and encodes 321 amino acids. The record is from RefSeq and is a predicted model, not a curated record. Lineage: Eukaryota; Viridiplantae; Streptophyta; Magnoliopsida; Poales; Poaceae.